Molecule: messenger RNA, 1487 nt
Organism: Episyrphus balteatus (marmalade hoverfly)
Lineage: Eukaryota; Metazoa; Arthropoda; Insecta; Diptera; Syrphidae
Product: zinc finger CCCH domain-containing protein 15 homolog
Exons: 6
Coding region: 164-1378 (404 amino acids)
Biological process (GO): cytoplasmic translation
Cellular component (GO): cytosol
Molecular function (GO): mRNA binding; metal ion binding
Source: RefSeq, a predicted model, not a curated record
AAUGUCAACUGUCAUUUGAAAAAAUCGUGUGUGCGGAUGUGGAUUUUUGUACCACUGGCCGACGACAAUCUCCCACGUUUGUUUUCGAUUUUUAACAUCAAAUUACUUAAAUAAUCUUUUAAAUUUUGUUCAAAAUAAAUUCAAUUCAACUGCAGUAACAAAAAUGCCACCUAAAAAAUGUUCUGCUGCUCCUAGCAAAAAGACCGAAAUCAAAAAGAAAGAAAAAGUUAUUGAGGACAAAACAUUUGGAUUAAAGAACAAAAAAGGCUCAAAACAACAAAAAUUCAUUCAACAAGUCCAGAAACAAGUUCACGCCGGUGGACAUCAUCCUAAGACCGAUGCCGAAAAGAAGAAGGAAGAAAAGGAGAAGAAAUUGCAGGAACAGAAGGAAUUGGCUGCACUCUUUAGGCCUGUCCAGGCACAAAAGGUAGACAAGGGUACCGAUCCCAAGUCUGUUGUGUGUGCCUUCUUUAAGCAAGGUAGCUGCGGUAAAGGCGACAAGUGUAAGUUCUCUCACGACUUAACUAUCGAGAAUAAGACCGAGAAACGUUCCAUUUACGUGGACAUGCGUGAUGAUGAAGGCAACGACAUGCAAAGCUGGGACACGGACAAGCUGAAAGCUGUCGUUGAUCAGAAGGCCUCAAAUGAUAAACGACGUGCUACAACAACUGAUAUUAUUUGUAAUUUCUUCUUAAAAGCUCUGGAAGAAUCUAAAUACGGUUGGUUUUGGGAGUGUCCAAAUGGCGAGAACUGCAUUUACCGGCAUGCCCUGCCACAUGGUUAUGUUCUUAAAAAGGACAAGAAGAAGGAAGAAAAACCGUCCGAAAUUUCUUUGGUCGAUUUAAUUGAAAGAGAACGAUCUGCCUUAGGACCUAAUCAGACUCGUGUAACUCUAGAAUCCUUCUUGUUAUGGAAGAAACGUAAAAUCCAAGAAAAGAAGGAGAAACGCAUUGCCGACGAAGAAAAGAAGAAGAAGGACUACAACAAGGGCAAACAAUUUGGCAUUUCCGGUAGGGAAAUGUUUAGCUUCAAUCCGGAUCUUGUUGACGAUGGUCCAAUGGAGGAUGGUGAUGCAGCAUUCGAUAGCUAUGCCCGUUCGGAUGACGAAGAUGAGAACACAGUUGAAUACAAGGAACUUGAUUUGGCGGCGUUGUCUCUGGCAGCUCAAGAGGUGGAUGGAACUGGAACUGUCGCCUCAAACACUCGAUUAAAAGACCAGAAAGAUGCCGCUGAUGCUGAGGAAGCAGCUGCAGUUAAAACCGAAACACCUGCUGAUGAUGAUGCGGCUCCAAUUAAUGAGAAUCUUUUCCUUGACGAUGAUUGCUUGGGCGGCUUGGAAGAUGAACUAAAUGACCUCGAUUUGGAUGAAGAGGAUUAAAAAAAAAAACAGUUACCCAGAAAAAUAAAUGAUUGCCAAUUUAAUUAUGAGAAGAAAUAACUGGAUAUCAGAAAAAUACAAUCGUUUGGAUUUAUCAUUAGCGUAAUAA